CUUUAAACAAACUUUUCAGUGGGACUGCCUGCUUCCCUUCCAACUAAGCACUGAGACCCAGACAGAAGGCCUCAGAGAACUCCCCAAAACAUCUACAAUUCACCUGAAGCCAAGGCCCAUCCAACCACCAUCAUGUCGAGCAAACGUGCAAAGGGGAAGACCACCAAGAAGCGGCCCCAGAGGGCCACGUCCAACGUGUUCGCCAUGUUCGACCAGUCUCAGAUCCAGGAGUUCAAGGAGGCCUUCAACAUGAUCGACCAGAACCGAGACGGCUUCAUCGACAAGGAGGAUCUUCAUGACAUGCUGGCCUCACUGGGUAAGAACCCGUCAGAUGAGUACCUGGAGGGGAUGAUGGCGGAGGCGCCGGGGCCCAUCAACUUCACCAUGUUUCUCACCAUGUUCGGAGAGCGCCUCAACGGCACCGACCCCGAGGACGUUAUCCGCAACGCCUUCGCCUGCUUCGACGAGGAGGGUUCUGGAGUGCUCCACGAGGACCACCUGCGAGAAUUACUGACCACAAUGGGCGACCGCUUCACUGAUGAGGAAGUGGACGAGCUGUUCCGUGAGGCGCCUAUCGACACGAAGGGCAACUUCAACUACGCCGAGUUCACCCGCAUCCUCAAACACGGAGCUAAGGACAAGGACGACAUGUAGGGAGAGACUACUGCUUUGCGGCCCGCACACACAGUGCUUUUUUAGAUGGAAUGGACUUCUCUUUUAUAGUCAAUGGUGAUUAUCCAUUGAGGAGUGUAUCUCAGCUAAGUGCAUCUCAAUAAGUCUGUGGUGGCUUCCUCUCUGUAUCCUUUCUGAGAUUCCCAGUGAUCUGAAAAUUGCUCUACUCUAAUCCAUUCCAGGAAAGGUGACAAGGUGAAAGGAAGCAAUAUUAGACUCUUGAGAUGCACUGAACGCCUUUGUAUGUGUGCCCCACUCCCCCUAAAAAGCAUUCCGCACUACGUACCAGCCAAGUACCUCUUCUUGCCUCACACCAGCACCACCUCUGUAAAGAACUGCACCUUCUAUCCAGGAGCUGUAUUGGAAAACCACAUUGUAAUGGACUCUCUUCUAUUCUAUUAAUGUAAUGUUUUUGACAGGUUGUAUGUUACCUUCAUUGCUUAAAUGCUUAUCAUUCCACCCUUCUUUCGUUGGACAUGUUUCCCAGGGCUAGUCAUAUCUCCUUGUCAUCUGGUCAGGUCUAUUCCAACUGCCUGCAUUGAUGCACCACAGCCUCAUUCAAGAUAACACUCAACAUGAAGGGUCAGACCUGUACAAGAAAGCGAGGGAUGAUGUCGUGAAGAAAGUCAGCCUUUUGAAAUUGUUUACUCGUUGCUCUUUCAUAAGAGAGAACAGAAGGAAGAGGUUGGGCUUGGUUGUGUUCGGGUAUAAUCAUGUUUGGGUUGAAUUAUUGUUUAGGGAAAAUGAUCAUGCCUGUAUAGGACUAACGAAGGACCCUGAAGUGACAUUCCCCUGUGUCCUUUAUUCCAGAUGAGUAAGUUCAAUGUCCUGCUGCAUUCAGUGCAGCAUUCAAUACCUUUUAAUAUUCUAUCAGAGAAAAUAAAAUAUAAACUGAUUGAUAUUCUCUUACAUUGCAGUUGUGACACUUCACACCACUUUGAGAAGAAUACUUAAUAUUUACUGUAUGUCUUCAACUCUGCAUUGUUGGAAAAGGACCCGCGAGAAAGCAUUUCACUGUUAGUCUACAACCUGUCAUUUAAGAAGCAUGUGACAUAAAAAUGUAUGAUCAAAAGAAGUGGUCCAGGUUAAAGCACUAGCACCACUGAGUCACUGAGUCUUAGCUGAAAUCAGUAGCAGUGAAAGUGCCACCCCGUUUGCGAUAUUACAAUAUGUUACUUCAAACAGUGAACACCCCCAUCAUUGCACGUGAGAGAAGUGUUAUGUACAGAUUUGUUUUAUGACGAUGCAAAACCAAAAAUGCGCCUGGGGCAGCCAGUGGGGACAUUUCUCCUAAUGCAGAUCAACUUUAAAGGUCAUUAAUAUUGUUUCACCUCAUGCAUCAACAAAAAAAGCUAAAUAUAAUAAAGGUAAAAUAUCAACUAAAUAACGAGGCUAUAUACAAGGGGCACUGGAACCAAGUCAAUGUGCAGGGGUAUGGGUUGAGGUAAUAUGUAGGUAGGGGUAGUGACUGCAUAUAUAAACCUAGAGUAGCAGCAGCAUGUGAAGGAAUAUGAAUGUACAGUGCAUUCGGAAGUAUUCAGACCCCUGGACUUUUUUCACAUUGUUACAUUAGCCUUAUUCUAAAUGAAAAAUCCUAAAUCUACACAAAAUAGCCUGUAAUGACAAAGACAAACAGGUUGAUAUUUUUGCCAAUGUAAAAAAUAAAAAUACCUUGUUUACAUAACUAUU
Messenger RNA from Oncorhynchus keta (chum salmon), 2361 nucleotides. Its product is annotated as myosin regulatory light polypeptide 9-like. The record is from RefSeq and is a predicted model, not a curated record. The transcript has 4 exons. Bases 133 to 654 code for a protein of 173 amino acids. NCBI's taxonomy places the organism in Eukaryota, Metazoa, Chordata, Actinopteri, Salmoniformes, Salmonidae. Gene Ontology annotation, molecular function: calcium ion binding. Gene Ontology annotation, biological process: platelet aggregation; myofibril assembly. Gene Ontology annotation, cellular component: stress fiber; cytoplasm; myofibril.